This is a messenger RNA of Monoraphidium neglectum, 495 nucleotides long. RefSeq lists its product as hypothetical. Gene Ontology annotation, biological process: RNA processing. Lineage: Eukaryota; Viridiplantae; Chlorophyta; Chlorophyceae; Sphaeropleales; Selenastraceae. Bases 1 to 495 code for a protein of 164 amino acids. Gene Ontology annotation, molecular function: ribonuclease III activity. The record is from RefSeq and is a predicted model, not a curated record. The transcript is spliced from 3 exons.
AUGGCGAUGCGGGGCACAACAGGCGUGUUGCAACUUACCCCUCUCCGCUCCCUGUACGCCACGCCUCCUUGCGCCCCUGCCGCCUGCCCCCGCCGCGCGCCCCAGCUCUACGUGCGCCGCGCCGCCUACGUGCCGCCGAAGCACCACAGCCGCUACCUGGCAGCCGUGCGGCCCCACGUCUCCGCAGAGGGCCAGGCCGCGUACCACGACUGGCUAAUGGCCAGCGGCGCCCUGGCACCCCACGAGGCGGCGCUGCUGCAGUGGGCGGGCCGCAAGCAGCACGUGCGCAUGCGGACGCGCUUCAGCCGCGCCGGCGCCGAGAGGACGUACCGCAGGGCCACGGCGCUCGAGGCGCUGGUGGGCUACCUCCACAUGACUGAUCCGCAGCGCCUGCAGCUGCUCGCCGCCCAGAUGCUAGAGAGCGGCGCGGUGGCGGCCCCUGGGGACGGCAACGGCUCCGCGGCCCCGCCUGGCUCAGCAACCACUGAGGGCUGA